Schizosaccharomyces cryophilus OY26 is the source of this 5459-nucleotide messenger RNA. RefSeq names its product adenylate cyclase. Gene Ontology annotation, molecular function: protein binding. The coding region runs from base 258 to 5327 and encodes 1689 amino acids. Lineage: Eukaryota; Fungi; Ascomycota; Schizosaccharomycetes; Schizosaccharomycetales; Schizosaccharomycetaceae. Gene Ontology annotation, biological process: cyclic nucleotide biosynthetic process; intracellular signal transduction. The transcript has a single exon. The record is from RefSeq and is a predicted model, not a curated record.
CUAUUAUCCAACAUCUAUCUCGUUGUUCAAAUUGCUAUCGUUUUUUAUUGUAUAAUUAAGGAUUUGAUAUUGACAUAAGAAAGGGUUCCAAUUUAACCUACUCUGGAUUGUGGCUGAAUUGUCCUAUUAAUUUCCCUUUAAUAGUGUUAUUAGUAAUUUUCGGAAUUCGAACGAAUUGGUUCUUGUAUUAAUUAAAGCUUAAUUCCUUUUAAUCUGUUUGAUGACUUUGCGAAAAAGCAUCAUGAACCUUUUCUAGUAUGAUUGACAAAAAGCGGUUGUUUCGAUCGCCUAUUUCUGCACCACCCGAAAAUUUUAAAUCUGGAAUUCCUUGGUUAGAUAGUUUAGAUGAAGAAGGGAGUGAUACCGAUAACUCUGUGUACGAGAUUCCUGAAUCUAUUGAAGAGUCACUUUCCAAUGUAUGCGGUGAAGCAUUGUCUCCCUGCACUAGACCGGUGAAUAGCGCAUCUCACUUAUCAGAUACAUUGCAUUAUGUGCCGAGUGAUCCUUCCUUUAUUGAUAAACGCAUGAUCGAUUUACCUGAACCGGAUGCGUUUAGUCUGUCAUCCAUCAACCGUAGCAAGUCUGAUUCUGUCCUCUUGAACAAGCGUAAAAGCGAGGAUUAUAGAGGUAAAGCUAUUACUGAGUUUCGUCAAAACUAUCAGAAUAAGAUAAGAAGGCCACAAAAAAAUGCUCCAUUUCAGGAAACUAAACUUCGUCAUCAAGUCUCACAGAAUGAUUCAAACCAAAAUGAUGACACUGAAGAUGAUGAAAUUGACGCCCCUUUUCUUUCCUUGAAAUCUCUGAGGUUUCCUGAAUCUGUAUCAGAUGAUGAUGAAUCUUCAAGCCUUGGUAAUUUUGAAGCCCUUGAUCCUAACGACUGGUGGAGUAUGCUCGACAAGUCAGGCGAGGAAAAGGCCAGGUCUCAUACUUUAAGCACAUUAUUUGGCCUGGACUAUCACCGAGAAAGUUAUGAUAGUUCACAUCCAAAAAGCGGUUCACACCCGUCUGUUCUCUCUGACGAUUCUUGGAAAGCCCCAGAAAGUUGGGCUAUUAAUCUUCCUUCUGAAGUAACUAAGAAAAGGGAAUCUUUCAGUGCUAGAGUCUUUGCUCAUCCUUCUCAUGAAGAGAAUAGUAAACCCUUUUUUUUACGAGUUUAUCGGGACGACAGAACAUCUGUUUCGUUUUCCUGCCCUAUGAAUAUAAAGACCAGUGAUAUUAUUCAGCGCUUGGCAAGGCUCUUCUUUCUUCCAUUUUCAGCCAAUUUUUACCUGCUUUUGGUUCAAUUUAAAACCGAGCGUGUCUUGCUUCCUCAUGAGCAGCCGUGUAUAAUUUUUCAGAAACUACUUACCUACUUCGGAUGCGAUCAAAAUUCGGAAGAUGAAAUGACAGAGGAAGACAACUAUAGUGUUGCAAGACUGGUUUUUACUACCAUGGAUAUUGGUGCUGAUGUACUUAGAAAAAUGUCUGAGAAAAAAUUCUCUCAGCAUUUGGAUAUACGACGUUCCAAUCUCGAGGUGAUUCCCAUCAAGUUUUAUCCUCAUGCACAUGAGUUGUUAUCUUUGAAUAUAUCCUCCAACCUUUCGCUAGGUUUGCCUAUUGAUUUUAUGGAACGAUGCGUCAAUUUAAAGAAUUUGGACAUGUCACAUAACUUAAGGCCUCCAAGGGGAAAAUCUCUUUCAACAUUACGCCAACUUGAGGUUCUAAAUGUUUCCAGAAACGAUAUUUACGAAUUGGAUCCCGUCAUCUUUUCUGGGAGAAGCCGGUCUACCCUUAAAGAAUUUUACUGUUCUUUAAACAAGCUUUUGUUUCUUCCUUACUCUAUUCGUUAUUUGACCCAUUUGACUGUCCUUGAUCUUUCUUAUAACAAUUUCGUUACCUUCCCAUUAAUUGUUACAGAACUUACUUCUCUUGAAGUUUUAAACUUCUCACAUAAUAAUUUGUAUAGAAUUUGUUCCGAGGUCAAUCGGCUAGGGAACUUAAAGGAGCUUUACCUUCAGUCAAACGACUUAUCAGGCCAGCUUACUCAACAAAUGGGUUCUUUACGAAAAUUAGAAAUCAUUGAUCUUCGUUUUAAUUCUUUAAGUAAUAUCGGUGCUUUAUCUGAAUGUCCUAAUUUGAAAGAAAUCCGUGCCUCUUACAACAUAAUUUCCCAUCAUGAAUUCCCUUGCAGCUCUGCUACAUACAUUGAUUUUUCACAUUGCCCCUUAACUAUCCUGGAGCUACCUAAUAAAGGAUUUAGUUCACUUGUAUAUCUUGAUGCCUCCCAUGCCAAGCUUGUAACUAUCAAAGAAUCAAUGAUGCAGAGUCUUGUCAACUUGGAAACAUUAAAUAUGAGUUAUAAUCACUUCGUCCAGAUUCCGGAUACGAUCUCUAAUUUAAAAAAUCUUAAGUUUCUUUAUUGCACAAAUUGUGAAAUUUCUUAUGUUUCGCCAGAACUUGGAAAGCUAUCGAAAUUGACUCUAUUAGACUUGCACGCUAAUAAUAUUAAGGUAUUUCCAGAAGAAGUUUGGCAAAUUUCGGCUUUGAAAAUGGUUAACCUUUCGUCUAACAUUCUCGAAAAAAUAAAAUUACCAAUGGCGGGUACUAAACAAUCAACAAGGAGUGUAAGUCAAUUAAAAAUUAUGCGAACGUUGUCAGGUAGUCCUAUUUCUAAUACUUCCUCAUCUGAAUACAUAUAUCCGUCAGUUGAAGAACUAAUUCUUGUGGAUAAUCGCCUCGGAGAUGACUGUUUUAAACCGAUAAGUUUUUUUAAAGAAAUUCGAAUCUUGAACUUGUCAUAUAAUUACUUAACGGAAAUUCCGAAUACCUUUUUCGAAAAUUUCUCACAUCUUAACCAUGUAUUUUUGUCUGGAAAUAAGCUCUCAAAUAUUUCUAUUACUCGUGACUCUCGUGUUUCUUUGGAAUCAUUGUACGUUAAUGGAAAUAGAAUAUCAUCUUUUCCCAAAAAUGAAACACUAUCGCAAAGCUUGCGUUUCUUAGACUUGGGAAAUAACAACUUACAAAGUCUUGCAGUCAGUCGAUCUAACGAAAACACUCAGAACAUUUCACCUAAACUGGAAAGCCUUGAUCUUUCUGGAAAUAGUUGGUUUCAAUUCCCUAAGCAUGAUGAUAGUAAAGUCACAAGAUCAAAUUUCAAUCGAUUGAAAGUUUUGAGUGUAUUUGAUGUGAAUGCAGAAAUUCCUGUGGACAAUACUGAUAUAUUGAAUCGUGUAGUACAUCGAUCAUCCCCGAUUGACGAUGGUUUAAAAUGUGGAAUUUCUGGUUAUUUAUCUCGUAUAAACCCAGUCAUCUCAACUGUAGAACUUAUUUUGAAGAAUUUUAUAUACCCUCAUUGGUCACUUUAUUGCAUAUUUGAUAGCGAUAUAGGAGCUGGACAUUAUAAUCGGGUUCUCAAAUUUGCUUAUGAGAAUAUAGCUUCUUGUUUAGCUGAAGAAUUGAGCACAUGUGGAUCUUCUAGUGAACAAGUUCGGAACGCAUUAAGAAAGGGGUUUUUGAAAUUGAACAAAAAGUUGGGCAACACCAUCUAUCAUGAUUUGGAGACAGUUGCUGAGUAUAAGGAAAAGAAUGAAAGCCUUCCCAAAUCCGAUAAAGGCUACUAUAUGGAUGAAACAUGUAUGGACAUCGGAGUUAGCAUUGCCUUAAUUUAUAUUCGAGAUACACGCGCUUUCGUUGCGAACGUUGGUACCUCAAUGUCUUUAAUGUCUACAAGAAACGAUUCCGAGCCAACUUUAUUAAGUAAUGUUCAUGAUACAUUAAAUAAGAGAGAAAUACGUCGAGUUAUAGAUUCGGCAGGACUGAUUUCUGGUCGCAUAAAAUCCACUACUACCAGAGCAAUUGGUAGAUUGUCCCAGUUCCCCGGUGUACAAGCUGUGCCGCAUGUGAAUGUUCAGCCUCUUUCAGAGUUGAACGAAUUUAUAGUUUUAGCCAAUAAGGAAUUUUGGAACGUAAUGUCAAAACGGAUUGUUAUCGAUAUUGUUCGCACUAACAGGCAUUCAAUGCUCCUGGCUUCAACGAAGUUACGUGAUUAUGCUAUAGCUUAUGGCGCUAAGAACAAUACAAUAGUAAUGGUCUUAGAUUUAAGUGUUUUAUUUGAAACAAAUUCCGCUUACGCAAUGAAGGUCCAUAAAGAUGAGGAGGAUUCUACCCAAGCUGAAGGAAAUGAAGGAGUGCCAUUUUCUUCUCAGAAUUUGCCAGAUGAUUCAUCGCUAGCUAGGAUGAACCGAGAAGUUUCACCUCCUCACGGAAGUAUUGCAAUGGUAUUUACGGAUAUAAAGAAUUCCACGCUUUUGUGGGAACGACAUCCGGUAGCUAUGAGAUCGGCAAUUAAGACGCAUAAUACAAUUAUGCGAAGACAGCUUCGUGCUACGGGUGGUUACGAAGUUAAGACAGAAGGAGAUGCCUUUAUGGUUUGUUUCCAGACGGUGCCGGCUGCUCUGCUAUGGUCUUUUUCUGUGCAAUUGCAAAUGCUUUCUGCAGACUGGCCGAACGAAAUUGUAGAGUCGGUCCAAGGAAGAACUGUUUUGGGGCCUAAAAAUGAGGUUUUAUAUAGAGGACUUAGUGUACGCAUUGGGGUUAAUUAUGGUGUGACAGUGAGCGAGUUAGAUCCUAUUACGCGACGCAUGGAUUACUAUGGUCCUAUGGUGAAUAGAACAUCUAGAGUUGCAUCAGUAGCGGAUGGUGGGCAGAUUGCUGUUUCAGCAGAUGUUGUUACCGUCUUGAAUCGAUUGGAAUCGGAUGCGAUGUCUUCAGAAAGAUCUGCGAGAUACUCAAUGGAAAUCCGUGCAUUGAAGCAAGUAGGAUAUAUUAUACAUAGCAUUGGAGAAUUCAAGCUCAAAGGUUUGGAAACACCCGAAAACAUUUCCUUGGUCUUUCCUCUUCAGCUAGAGGGGCGGUUGGAACGACUGAUCAAAAAUCGGAAUGCAGAAGGUGCGAACGAAAAACGAAAAAGUCAGGAGGAAUCUUCAACUAGAAGCAGAAGUAACAGCCUAAGACCGAUAUUAGCGAGAAUUGGGGAAUCGAAAUUUAAUGAUGAAAAUCAGUAUGCUCGAAGUUCUUUAUCAUCUGUUCGAAGUAGAUCACCUACGGGAAGUUCAUCGGGAUAUGAAGGAAACAUCUUUGAAGAGUAUCAAUACCAAAGAUUAUUUGAAAUCUGUGAACGUUUAGAAGAUAGGGUUGCAACUUUGCAUGGUUAUCCAGAACCUCCGGAAAGUGAUCCAGGUCUUGCUGCUCCAGUGAAUAUAGCAGAGGAGUAUGCAUUGUUCUAUCGGUUAACACUUCGGAUUGAAAACACGAUCUAUUGUGUAGGCCAAAUGCUUGGACAUACGUGAUAAAGCUUUUCGUUUUUGGGUACAAUUGAUCAUUUCAUUUGAUAACCUUUUUUUCUUGUGAAUUUGAAUGUACAAAUAUAUAAUUCUUACUUUUUCUACUUAGGUUACUAAUAUUAUUUAUUGAUAAGGAUA